CGACAUUUCAGCAUUUAAAAAAAGCCGCUCUUCCAAAACGAGGCUUACAUAUUACUUCCGGUUCAUAACCUCUUCUUCCGGUAGUUUCUUUCAUUCAAAUCUUGAAAUCUCCACCGUUCGAAGUCGUAACGGAUUCUACGAGCUACCAACACAUUCUGACUUUAGAGAAUGACAUCCAGUGCUGCUUCUCCAAAUAUUCAUACUCCUCCUAACCAAUAUCUACCCGGUUAUCUCUUGGGAGACGUUACACCACAUGGCAGAACGCAAACUCCACUCCGUUGGCCUUCAGGUCAUGCUCAGACCACACCCAUCUCUGCCAGACGUCAACAAGGAACCAAAGUAUCCCCAGCAUCCAGUAUGGUAACGACCCCACCAUCAAGAAGCGAGAUUCUUCGCAGUAAAGAUCGGAGUGCUGCACCGCCUGUCCAGAGUUUAUUCGAAUCUCCAAUGUCUUCAUCAAUGGUAGAGACUUCUUUCCGCCAAACUCCUUACUCCUCCUUCACUCAACAACACACAUCCCCAGCUGUAUCGCGGCCCAUCUCUGAACCUGAAAUGAUGCAAAUUGGUGGAUCAUCACCAUUAUCGAAUACAAGCCCACUAAAUGUCUCUAAUAUUAAUCAAAGUUUCCAGCAGGUCUCCAAAAUACACACAUCUCCAACACAAAUGGAUCCCUUUUAUACUCAAGGAGAAUCUUUAUUGGUUACUGACCAACUUGAUGAAACUUGGGUUACUAUUUUCGGCUUCAAUUCAGCUGCUGCAUCUUAUAUCCUUGACCAGUUCUCACAAUAUGGAAACAUUUUACAACAUGUGAUAUCUUCAGAUGGCAAUUGGAUGCAUAUACAAUAUCAAUCCAAAUUACAAGCUAAAAAGGCUCUCAGCAAGAAUGGCAAAAUAUUUGGUGAUAGUAUUAUGUUGGGAGUUACACCUUGCAUUGAUAAGAAUCUCAUGGAAUCUAACAAAGAAAAUAUACAUAUCCAUAGCAUUCUAUCGGCGCCAUCCAAUAUCUACCAUUCCACACCGAUGUCUUCCAAGAUCCAAAGCCAUUCUCUAUUACCCACGUGAUUGGAACCCCUAACUCUCUCUCAACAGGUGUAAGACCAAUUAAUACACCAAAGUCUUUGCAAAAAAGACCAUUGAAUGAAAGCGAGGUGUUCCAGACAGCACGGACUCCACAGAAAAGCAAUGAUUUUUUCUCUAAAGCCAUGGAAUAUGUUUUUGGCUGGUAGAUUACAUCAAUAUUUUAAGUCCGUAUAUCAUUUUAGGAUUAAAGAAGAAGAAAAAUUCAAAAAUGUUUAAACUAGGGGAUUUAAUGUUUAUAUUUUUUGGUAUAUAAUUAAUCCAUCUCCGAAAGUUUCUGCUUUAUUUUUGUAUAAGUCACCUUUGUACAAAGCUGUCGUUAAUAAUUAAAUAAUAAAUUAAAAGCAACUCUAAGUAAUGUAACCAUUAUCAAUCACCUGUGGAAUGGCAUCCAGGAAAAGCUCCCAAUUAAAGAACACCUGAAUGUCACACGUAGCUUGGUCUGUGAUGUUCAGGGGUUCUUUAACCCUCAGCAUUGUUCAGGGAGCUUUCCCCAGACGCUAUCCCGCAGCAAAUUUGGUGUAUAAACAAAGCACAUUACACUAUGUAUGCGUGACUGAUAAUAAUACCAUUGUUAAUAACUUACAUAUUAGAUACUGCUCUGACGAGCCAUUCAUCAACACCUUGUUACCUUAGCGACCACCCAAUCUGGUACCCUGCCCAAUUGACAGUACCAUCCACAUGUAAUCUGGUGGUAACUAAGGAAACUAGAGAUUAACAAAUGGCUUUUGAGAGGUAAAAAGAAGGGCAGAGAACUGAUGUAUAACAAUUUCUAUAAGUUAGAUUCAAUCAGUUUAGAUAAAAUUAUUUUUUUAAUGCUGCUUUUUGGAUUUGGAUUAGUUGUUGCUUUGGCAUAUCAGUUUAAUUACCCAAUUAUUAAUCUUAAUUACGAGAGAUUUUAGCCUCUGUUUAAUUUACAUAUAUUUUAAUCCAUAACUUUUAAGAUCUGUCGCUAACAUUUUAGACUUUGGUUGAAGUUUGCUUUUCACUGAAACCCCCCCCCCCCCGCUUAAUAUUUUCCCCAAUGCCUUUUGUGAUUGUAAAGAUAUUUUGUUUACCUGUGUAAAUUUUGUAAAUAUAUACAUAUGUAUAUAACUAUGUCGAACUUUUAAACGAGUAAACAGGAGAAAUUAAUAAUUAUGAAUGACACUAUACAGCAAAUAAUUUAUAAUUUUUGUAUAUAGACACAGAUUUAAAGGAAGAUAGGCUCCUGAACCCAAAGUGAAUGAGAGAGAGAAAGCAAUGUAUCCCAUAACCAGACGAUCAUUUCAUAUAUAAGGAACUGAACUCAGGAGGUACUCAAGCCUGGGGUUGCAUGUUCCCUCUCGUUCACUUAUAAAUUGUACAUUUAUUUGCUAUACAGUUUUCCCAUAAUUAUUUAAAGACUGCAAGUUGAAAGGUUCGUCCUUGACCCUGUUUAUACCAACUUGCUUGAAACUGCUCUUGAUCCACUUGUACAAUGUUCCCGUUUUAAACUGGUCUAGACUAAAAACCUUCCAUCAAAAUUUCCUGUUAAUUUGUAUUCGAGUCCCCUGAUUAAUAAUGAGUUAUUUUUUUUAACCCUUUAGCAUUCAAACUAAAAAUAAUCACAUUGAAAUCUCAAACUUAUGGGAUAAUGCAAGAUUAAUUCAAAGGAAUGUGAAUAAGUAAGCUUUAAUUAUGACAGUAAUCUGAAUAAGCACUAACGAGUUAAAUUAUUUUCAAAUUUAAUUGAAAAAAGAGGCAGAGUAUUUUAACAGAAAUAUAUAGACAAAAGGGUUAAACUUUGUUUUAAUCCUAAAAUUUCCUGCAUGGCAU
Messenger RNA from Octopus sinensis (East Asian common octopus), 2874 nucleotides. Its product is annotated as nucleoporin NUP35-like. The transcript has 12 exons. Gene Ontology annotation, biological process: nuclear pore organization; NLS-bearing protein import into nucleus; regulation of DNA-templated transcription. Gene Ontology annotation, molecular function: phospholipid binding; structural constituent of nuclear pore; single-stranded DNA binding. Bases 169 to 1062 code for a protein of 297 amino acids. The record is from RefSeq and is a predicted model, not a curated record. Gene Ontology annotation, cellular component: nuclear pore nuclear basket; nuclear membrane; nuclear pore central transport channel. NCBI's taxonomy places the organism in Eukaryota, Metazoa, Mollusca, Cephalopoda, Octopoda, Octopodidae.